GAAGGUUGAUGACAAUAGAUAAUGUUUGGACUGUGUGAACAAUUUAUGAAAAAAAAGCACGCAACUAAGACAUUGCGAUCCCUUCUUUUUUCCGUAUAGAAAUUUCGGUGCUUAUGAUUAUGAAGGCAGUUUAAAUACGGUUGAGAGCAAGCCGAGUGACAAAAAAAGAGUCCAACUAAGACAAUUGUUUUACCUUUGAGUCUGAAUUUUUUUCAUGGUAAAAAGUCCUCCGCCCAACCGGGUUUCAGGCUCAUUCGAUUUUCUUUUUCUCUGCCAACGCGUGUUAUUGUACGCUUUCUUUUGUUCUUUUUUUGUCUUUAUCUUCUCUUUGAUCAGAACCUCUUGUCCGACCUUAACAAUUGCUCUACCACUUUUCGCAUCGACAACAAGAUAACGAAAAAGGGGACAGUUAAAUCAGUCAAUCCAAUUAGCAACCAAUAAAAAACCCCAACGCACUUGUCAAUUCGACCUGGACGAUCAACUAUGAUUAUGGAGUCAGUAGCGCCCGCCCAAUGCAAUGCAUCGUUUUACCCGAUGUUGAACUACUCAAAGAAUGAAAACGAUAUCAUGACAGCGAAAGCGACCAAAACAAAUACUCUUAAUGCCUCGACCAUGCUUUCUUGGCCCACACUCUUGCCGUCGGAAACGGCGGUUCCUCGCACCGAUUAUGCCGCUUGCAUGCCAUCGACGGAUACAUUGGAUAUCGACUCGUUGGUGGAUCAGUCGUUUUGGUCACUGGAAGAAUUGCAACAGUCGACCAUGGAUACACUGUCGGCUGCCAUGCCAUUGCUGACGCCUUGGAAUGAAAUACCGCCUUCUAUAAAAGACGAAGAGCCACUUACGUCAAUGGUACCUCAACAGGUCACGCCGCCAUGCGCAUCAUCAUUAUCCUAUCAGUUACCAGCAGAAAACACGUUGCCAACCAACCCAGCUACCACCACCGUAGGUUUACCGCCUACACCUUCUUCAUCUAUGGAUUCAUCGUAUUUGACAUCAUCACAAGAGCAACCGCAGCCGCAACCACAGCAACAAUCGUCAUUGCCCUAUAUGCCGGCCAAAUAUGCGGUCUUCCAAUCGCCCUCAUCGUUUAACCUUAUGUCGAAUUUGUUACCACCGACCCCACCAGUGGCAUCGCCCGGAUCCACCAUGCCUCACGUCGUACCGAUGGCGUGUCAAGCUUACUAUGACGCAAAUGGAAACGGAGGGUAUCCGUUCCAUGAACUGCCCCGAGAAUCCAGUCCACCCACGUCAGCAUCGUCUUCCAACGGCAGUCUAACCCCUCCCGCCGAUUAUCCUUCCGUCUCUCGACCGGCUAAAGUGAUCAAACAGCAGCGCACACAUACCCGCCGACGUUCGAUUGGUCAUUCGUCUGCCUCUAUGACUACCAGUUCGGUUGCACGCUCAGGACGACGUCGGGCGGCUUCGCAUCCGUAUGUGGCUUCGGUGGUGUCGCUGACGGCUCAUGAACCGGUGGCCAAAGUGAUCGACGGUAUUGAAUACAUUUCAUUUCUGUACUCGCAUGAUCGCUUGGUCAAGGAAUACACUGUGCGCACAGACAUUGAAAAUGUGCCGUUGGACGAUAUACCAAUUGGAUUCCGAGAUCAGAAUGCGAUUUACCCACGAGCCAAUGUGGAACGCAAAGAUUACGAAGGCAAUCGGUGGAACUACGAAACCAGCUGUAACACACUGGGAUGGAAAUUAUGUUGGUUAAACCAAGAUCAACUGUGUGGUCGUCGUGGACUUAUCCAGCGCGCCGUUGAUUCCUACCGCAAUCGUCAUGAGAACAUGCGUUCUCGCCGUGUCACACGUCAAGAAAAAGUGGCCAAUGGCACUCUUCGCAAGCGACGAGCCAAGAAGGCCGUGAACCAUCAUGCAACCUCUUCCCUAUGAUAUAUAACCUACUGUCCUCCCCCCCAAAAAAAGCGCCCCUUUUUCUUUUUUUCCAUUCUCAUCAUGAAAAAUUCUAAUGACUUAUCAUCGUCCAACCCAAUAUCAAAAUCAAUAAAAAAAUGGCAUAUGAGCAUCUAUGAAUCGUUGCUGCUGG
Molecule: messenger RNA, 2044 nt
Organism: Radiomyces spectabilis
Lineage: Eukaryota; Fungi; Mucoromycota; Mucoromycetes; Mucorales; Radiomycetaceae
Exons: 2
Coding region: 484-1890 (468 amino acids)
Source: RefSeq, a predicted model, not a curated record